Messenger RNA from Symbiodinium pilosum, 483 nucleotides. Lineage: Eukaryota; Dinophyceae; Suessiales; Symbiodiniaceae. The record is from the annotation of a GenBank genome assembly.
AUGCCUCGGCUGCGGGGUGAGUUGUUUAUCGUUCUUUUUGUACAGUUUGUCUCUGCUGAAUUUCCAUUAUGCUUGAGGGAGCGGAUUGGCCGUGAGAGCACGCAGCAGGCAGCUAGCUGGGCGACAGAGCAUCCAGACGGUACCCUACUUCGACUCAGCGUUCGUUCUGGACCCAAAGUGAAACAGUCACUGCUGACUAACAAGUCCGAGCUGCGACGCGUCGCAACUGCUGGCUUUGUUUGUAUUGAUCUCGCUCCAUCGCGCAAUACAGAGCGCAAAGCUCAGAUUAUGCAUAUUAGGAUUGCUUUGCAACACAGAAAAGAGGCUCACAGUGCCAUCUUUGGCUUCAGAAUUCUAAGGCCAACCUGUAGAAAUUCCUUUGGACACAUGCCAUUGCCGGGUAGAUUCAACUGGAAUCGAAAGCAACCUAAGCUUCCCUGUCGGUCCGAGAGUCGCGUUGCCUCAUGUUGCCUCGUCACAUGA